AUUGCAUGCUCUCAUCUCCAUUCAACAAUCAUCUUUUCCUAAAUCUCCAUUCUCCUAUUAAUUUUGCGGCCAAAGGCCAUGCCGUGUCCACUUUUCCAAUAUUCCAUUCAUAUGAUUGAAAAUUAAAACACACACACACACACAUAAAUUUUUAACAAAAUAUCAGUUAUUCUCAAUUAGAUCUCACACUGUGAAGCAACAAUUUUUUAGUUCUAGAAAGCUCCUUCUACUAUUGGCUCACAAAGCUCAAGAUCCAAUGGCGGUUGCCGUGAGAGGUGGCAGAGGUGGAUCUGGCCUCCGUAGCUUCUUCUCGUUCCGGAUCUUCAUCUCUGCAAUGUUUUCUCUCCUUUUCAUUGCUACACUUUCAGUCCUCUUCACCACAAAUCCCUCCACACAAAACGAUGACUCUGAUCUUCCCACAACUGGUAAUGCAUACGUGCAUCGAACAUUUUUGGCAUUGAAAUCUGACCCUCUGAGGACAAGAGUGGAUUUGAUACACCAGCAAGCUAAAGAUCACAUCACACUAGUGAAUGCAUAUGCUGCUUAUGCUAGGAAGCUUAAGCUUGACAUUUCUAGGCAAUUGAAGAUGUUUGAUGAAUUGGCAAGCAAUUUUUCUGAUAUUUCUGUUAGGCCAACCUAUCGAUCAUCUCUGUUUGAGUCAGAUGGUCCAAUUGAUGAGGAUGUGUUGAGGCAGUUUGAGAAGGAGGUUAAGGAUAGAGUGAAGAUUGCUAGGAUGAUGAUUGUUGAGGCAAAAGAGAAUUAUGAUAACCAGUUAAAAAUUCAGAAGUUGAAGGAUACAAUAUUUGCAGUUAAUGAAUCACUUAUGAAGGCAAAGAAGAAUGGGGCAUUGGCAAGCUUGAUUUCAGCCAAAUCGGUUCCCAAGAGCUUGCAUUGUUUGGCAAUGAGGCUAAUGGGUGAGAAAAUUUCAAAUCCGGAGAAAUAUAGAGAUGAGAGACCUAAGCCUGAGUUUGAAGAUCCCAAUUUGUAUCAUUAUGCAAUAUUCUCGGACAAUGUGAUAGCUGUGUCUGUGGUGGUGAGAUCUGUGGUGAAGAAUGCAAUAGAGCCAUGGAAGCAUGUUUUCCAUGUAGUUACGAACCGGAUGAAUGUUGCAGCAAUGAAGGUUUGGUUUAAGAUGAGGCCAGUUGAAGGGGGUGCAUUUUUAGAGAUAAAGUCAGUGGAAGAAUUCACAUUCUUAAAUUCAUCGUAUGUCCCAGUUUUGAGGCAACUUGAGUCAGCAAAAAUGCAGCAGCGUUACUUUGAGAAUCAAGCUGAACAUGCCUCAAAUGAGGGACAUAACAUGAAAUUUAGCAAUGUUAAGUACCUGUCGAUGUUAUAUAACCUUCGGUUUUAUUUGCCAGAGAUGUACCCUAAUUUGAAUAAAAUCUUAUUGUUGGAUGAUGAUGUUGUGGUUCAAAAAGACCUAACAGGUUUGUGGAAGAUUGAUUUGGAUGGGAAGGUAAACGGUGCUGUUGAGAUCUGUUUUGGCUCUUUCCACCGAUAUGCCCAAUACUUGAAUUUCUCUCAUCCUUUAAUUAAGGAGAGCUUCAAUCCAAAAACUUGUGCUUGGGCCUAUGGUAUGAAUAUAUUUAAUCUUGAUGCCUGGAGGCGCGAAAAAUGCACAGAACAUUACCAUUACUGGCAGAACAUGAAUGAAGACCAAACUUUGUGGAAAUUUGGGACGCUCGCUCCUGGUUUGAUCACCUUCUACUCCACAACCAAGUCAUUGGACAAAUCCUGGCAUGUGCUUGGGCUAGGUUACAAUCCCAGUGUUAGCAUGGAUGAGAUCAACAAUGCUGCAGUCAUUCGUUACAAUGGAGACAUGAAACCUUGGCUUGAUAUUGCUUUGAAUCAGUACAAAAAUCUCUGGACCAAAUAUGUGGACAAUGAUAUGGAGUUUGUGCAGAUGUGCAAUUUUGGCCUAUAGUUGAGAUCAACCUGCUGCUUUAUAAUCAUAAGCUUGAGAUGACAUGUCCAUUGUGGUUUACCAUAUUCUAUCAGAAUUGAGAAUCUCAAGUUAAAUGUAGCCUGUCACGAAGAAGUUCUGUGUUGUCAUCAUGUUUCUUCUACAACGGGAAUGCCAUCUGAGAAUUGCAUUGUUGAUAAUUUUCGGAUGUUAGCAAUAAUUUUGACAAACUGAAUUUGGGCAUGUACACGAACGAAGUAGUUUUUGUUUUUUCUCCUUCUCUAGUUGGAGCAUAUUUAUCAUUUAUUCAUUUGCUGAUGGUAGUUUCAUGGUUCUAAUCAACAAUGGCACUACUGUUUAUUUAUCUAAUGCACGUACUACAUGCUAUUUUUUUGUAUGUUUCUGGACAUGCCUCUUUGCAUUUCCAUUAUUGAUAAUGCUACAUAUAAUAGGGAAAGGCCA
Molecule: messenger RNA, 2365 nt
Organism: Gastrolobium bilobum
Lineage: Eukaryota; Viridiplantae; Streptophyta; Magnoliopsida; Fabales; Fabaceae
Product: probable galacturonosyltransferase 9
Exons: 3
Coding region: 257-1924 (555 amino acids)
Molecular function (GO): polygalacturonate 4-alpha-galacturonosyltransferase activity
Source: RefSeq, a predicted model, not a curated record